Rotaria socialis is the source of this 963-nucleotide messenger RNA. The record is from the annotation of a GenBank genome assembly. Lineage: Eukaryota; Metazoa; Rotifera; Eurotatoria; Philodinida; Philodinidae.
AUGGAUUCAGACGACGAUUCAAGCCAUCGUCAUCGCACUCAAGUACCACUACGCUCAAGCUCAAUUGAAAUUCAUCAAAAUGCAAAAUGGAAUCAAACCAGCGUAACUGUAGCCGGAGGAAAUGGAGAAGGCAAUGGAAUCAAUCAACUGAACUGUCCUUGGGGUUUGUAUGUUGAUGAUGAUCAAACUGUUUAUAUUGCUGAAGAAUCGAAUCAUCGUAUAAUGGAAUGGAAAUCAGGUGCGACAAAUGGCAAAAUUGUUGCUGGCGGAAAGAGAAAUCUAGUUAAUCACUUAAACCAUCCAGACGAUGUGAUUGUUGAUGAAAAACGAGAUUGUCUCAUCAUCUCUGAUUACAGGAAUAAACAAGUAGUCCGAUGGCCUCGUCAAAACGGCACCCGUGGAGAAACAAUUAUUUCAGACAUCAGCUGCGUUGGUUUGACAAUGGAUGACAUCGGAUGCCUCUAUGUUGUUGAUCAUGAUAAUAAUGAGGUGAAACGUUAUCCAAUUGGUGAAAGUCAAGGAACUUUAGUUGCAGGUGGCAAUGGACGGGGAAGUCGUCUCGAUCAACUCUCGGAUCCUUAUUACGUAUUUGUCGAUCGAGAUUAUUCAGUGUACGUGUCUGAUAAUUCGAACCAUCGUGUAAUGAAAUGGGAAGAAGGUGCAACACAAGGUAUUCUCGUAGCCGGCGGUCACGGAUGUGGAAGUGAUCUUACGCAACUAGAUGGUCCACUAGGAAUCGUUGUUGAUAAUUUGGGUACUAUCUACGUGACUGAUCGAUCCAAUCAUCGAAUUAUGCGUUGGCCGAAAGGGUCUACACAGGGCACUGUCAUUGCUGGUGGAAAUGAUUUAGGAUCACAGUCAAAUCAAUUGACUUAUCCCUACGGUUUGUCCUUCGAUCGGCAGGGCAAUUUAUAUGUCGCCGAUCAAGGCAAUCAUCGAAUACAAAAAUUUGAAAUCGAAUAG